Oreochromis aureus is the source of this 787-nucleotide messenger RNA. It is a transcript of the gene agr1, whose product is annotated as anterior gradient 1. Bases 184 to 675 code for a protein of 163 amino acids. Gene Ontology annotation, cellular component: endoplasmic reticulum. NCBI's taxonomy places the organism in Eukaryota, Metazoa, Chordata, Actinopteri, Cichliformes, Cichlidae. The transcript is spliced from 9 exons. The record is from RefSeq and is a predicted model, not a curated record.
AAAAAAAUCUGACAAAAGAGAGCGCACAUAGGAGGGUCAGAGCAGAUGCUUGUUGCUUCAUAUUGACGAGGUGGAACCAUUAAUGAAUUCUUGCUUGCUUGCUCCUUUGGCUUCAUCGUUACUCUGCAUACCGCCUUGUGAAUCCUAGUUAGGCGUGUUUGCUCUCUGAAAGGACAAGGAACGAUGCUUCGCUGGGUCUUGCUUGCUUUGCUCAUUGGCCUCUGUGCCAGUGCUGGGGAACAGAAAGCUAAAAAGAAAGUGAAGAGUCAGUCCUUGUCAAGAGGAUGGGGAGGUGGUAUUAACUGGGCCCAAAAUUAUGAAGAUGGCCUAGCAAAAAUGGCCAAAAGUCAGAAACCUCUCAUGGUCAUUCAUCAUAAAGACAACUGCCCACACAGUAAAGACCUGAAGAAGGCAUUUGUUGCGGAUAAGACUAUCCAGAAAAUGGCAAAAGAGGAUUUCAUCAUGCUCAACGUGGUGGAAGAGACUUCGGACAAGAAUCUGGCACCUGACGGUUACUAUGUUCCCAGAAUCCUCUUUGUUGAUCCAACCAUGACUGUCCGCACAGACAUUACAGGAAAGUACAGCAACCACCUCUACACCUACACAGCGAGUGACAUCCAGGACCUGGCCGACAACAUGAAGAAAGCCAAAGUCCUGCUGCACAGCGAACUCUAACGUGGUGCCUGACGUCUCAGCAUCUUCCACACAUGACUGCUCAGUGGCCAGAACUGAAUUAUUUAAAUGUUUUUGGUGCUCAUUAAAACCAAAAUAAAGGAAAAGAAAGACA